AUGGAGGAGGAGGAGGAGGAAAAGGGGAAGAAAGUCGUCGCCCCGAAGCUGAGCUUUACGUUUAAGCUCGGCGGCGGCGGCGGCGGUCCCCCGGCGGCGGUUUUGUCCGGCAAGACGACGACGAGAGACGACGAUGGAAACGACGACGGAAACGACGAAUCCAAUCCAGGGUCGAAGAUGAAGACGAAGAAGAAGAAGCGCGAGUUCGACGAGCUCGAGGACGAGGACGAGAAAGAGCGGAUGGGAGCGAAAAAGCAGAGAAGGAACGACGAUACAUAUUAUUCAGACGAGGACGAGGACGAGGCGGAGAAGAAAGCGAAGCAAUUGCAAGCGAAAAUCGAGGCGUUGGAAAGGCAGCAGCAACAAUUCGCCGCGAGGGAAAGAGGACCGGCGAAGGCAAAGACGCCUAAAGCGGCGGCGGCAGUUCCGAAGACGGGACGAGGGAAAGAGCUUCGUGGGAUGAUGAUGAUGGGGAUGUUACCGUCGGAUGGACCGACGACGACGAAUACGACGAGUCCCGGGAAUAUCAGCGGGAGCGCAGACGAUAGCGAUAGAUUAGAGUUGAGUCGCUUGGCGAGCGCUCGCUCGGCCACGCCGGGGACGAAGAACACUAAGAAUAAUAUGAACAACAACAAAACGCAGAAGAAAGGGACGAUGAAAAAAAGUGGUACUACGAACGGGAGGAGGAGUGAGAGGGAGCAAACGCCGCCGUCGACGGUCGGUGGUGCGAGCGGAUUGGUGUCCGCGUUCAACAUAUUCGACGACAUCGGGGAUAUAAAUUUCCCUUCGCCGCCGAGCGGUGGGUCAAAUUUGGCGGACGAUAUAUUGUUCGGUAGUGGUGGUGGGAGUGGGCAUCAACAACACAACAAUCAUCCGCCGAGUUCGUUGAAGCCGUCGCCGUUUGGUGGCGGCGGCGGCGGGAAACCGGCCGCGAUGCUCGCCAGGCUCGAGAGAGAACAGGAGAUGGGGAAGAAGAAAGGCGCAAAGAGUAGCGGUAUAGGCAUGGAUAUUGCUGGACAACAACCGCAAAGGGUAAACCAACAACUCCCUUUUCCAUCUAUACCAUCGAGUAAGAAUUUAAGCGCCGGUGGUGGUGGUGGUAGUGGUGAAAUGAAAGAAAGCGAUUUGCCGCCGCCAAAGAAAGGUCAGAUGGAGGAAAUUAUAAAACAGUUGCAAAAACUCGACAAGCAGAAAAUCUUCUUGAAUCCGGUUACGGAAGCUAUCGCGCCGGGAUACUUUCAAAUGAUCGAUCGACCGAUGGAUAUAUCGACUAUUCGCUCAAACUUGAAGGAAAAGAAAUACUACACGUCCUGGUCGAUGUUUGAGGAGGAUUUGCGAUUGAUGUAUACAAACUGUCAGGAUUACAACGGUCCAAACUCGCCGUACUUUGGAAUCGCUCAACAAGGCUUGAAAGAGAUGCGCAGCUUAGUGCACGAGAAAAUAUUAGAAAGUUUGAGUAAGAAGAAAGGAUUUAACGGGACGUUUCAAAUGUCUUCUAUGUUCCCGUCGUUGGAUGAUCUGGGCGGAGACUCCUCUAAGCAGCAAAGCGAAUUGGUUUCCGAAGGUGGCGGCGAAUAUUCUCGAGAUAACUCGGACGACGAAAAUGACGAAAAAAUGAAACGAGGGAUCUUUCAAAAGAAGAAAAACCGCGAAACAUUCAAACCGUAUAACGUUUUCGGUAAAUCCGGCGUCGAUCGAGAACCUUUCGAUAAACGAUGUCCGACCAUGCAAUCCCACUGCGACAACCAACUCUUACAAGCGUACAGGUAUAACGGCAACGGGUCGUCGUAUUUGGUGAACUACUCUAAUAACGUCGCGAAUAUGAAAGAGAAACCGUACGAGGUUUUCCCGCCGCUCGGACGAAAUGUCUCGUUCGUGGCGUACGUGAACUCUAUCAGAGCGUUUGCCGGCGAACUCUUGCCUUUUCCGGAGGAGGAAGAAAAUGAAGACGACAAGGUAAAGACGCCAACGCAAAAGACACGAAAGAACGGAUUCAUUGCGAAGUGGGUGAAAGAAAGAACGGAAGGAUGCGACGCGUGGCGCGAUUUGAUGUAUAUUCCGGAACCACCGAGAAUACAGGUGAUGCAAAAGGUAGCCCGAGAACAAGCCGCAGUUCCUGCAACGUCAAACGCUGCUGGUAGUGGCGGUGCGCCAAAACUCUCCGCGGCUGCUGCCGCUGCCGCCGCCGCUGAGCAGUCGCACGCGCGUGCACUCGCCGCUGCUAAAUCUCAACAGCGCAUUCUCGCCCCACCGGCGGCACCUGCGCCGAUGCAAGUGGUGACGCUCAAGAAAUCCGAUUCGUUCGCAAAACCGACAUUGUCCGCUCAAGAAGCCGCUCGUAGAUCGCAAAGCUCACCCGGACACGUCGUUUUCCGCCAAUCUCUCGGGUUGGUGACGGAGGAAGCUAAGAAAUCCGUGUUUGAGGCGAGGAAGCGCUGGCAGCUUGCCGGCGCGGCUUUGGAAGGACAAGUCAGCGAAGAUGUCUUGAAAACAGAUCCUCUCGAAAAACUUGCGGGAUCGUCCAUAACGGUUUCCGAAAUAGUGUCAAUGUUACCAAAUUUGAACUCUCGACGGAUGGACAUGGAAUCUACGGAUAUGCAAUACAACGGAUCGACGCUAUCUUUACCUAUGGAGACCUCUUCGCCGCCGACAAAAGAAGAACCCGGGCAAAAAAAAUCUCUGAGGGAUAUCGUUCAAGGUCUUUCGAAAGAAUACCAAAAAGCGCUCAGAAAAUUCGGAUUGUAA
Messenger RNA from Bathycoccus prasinos, 2745 nucleotides. RefSeq lists its product with no specific name. The record is from RefSeq and is a predicted model, not a curated record. Gene Ontology annotation, biological process: chromatin remodeling; positive regulation of transcription by RNA polymerase II. Gene Ontology annotation, cellular component: histone acetyltransferase complex. Lineage: Eukaryota; Viridiplantae; Chlorophyta; Mamiellophyceae; Mamiellales; Bathycoccaceae. The transcript has a single exon. Gene Ontology annotation, molecular function: histone H3 acetyltransferase activity; protein binding. Bases 1 to 2745 code for a protein of 914 amino acids.